AUGGAGAGCUGGAGGCCUGGCAUGCCGGGGCCCACGCUCUUCCUGCUACUGGUGCUGCCACCUCCGCUGCUGAGCUUGGGGAGCUUCCAGCACAGUGGUCCAGGCUGGAAAGACCUCCACCACCUUGGUUUGGACUGGGGGAAGCUCUAUCGCCACCUCAUCCAGAACUCGAAAAGCUUCCAGCACCUUCAGGGCCCCCGCACCUGGCACCGGAAGAGCCGGUCAGGAGAAGACAAGAAUUCCUGCCAGAGCUCAUUUGAUCUCUACUUCAUCUUGGACAUGUCAGGAAGUGUGAACAACAACUGGAUGAACAUUUAUUCCUUUGUGGAGGAUUUGGUCAAGAAGUUUGAAAACCCUAACCUGCGGAUGUCCUUCAUCACCUUCUCCACAGAGGGUCACACCAUCAUGAAGCUUACUUCAGACAGAAAUGAAGUUCAUGAUGGUCUUAUCAGACUUCAGAAUAUAGUGCCUACAGGAGACACAUACAUGCAGGAAGGAUUUAAAAAGGCAAUUGAGCAAAUUGAACAAGCUCACUCAGGAGAAAGCAAGGUUCAUUCCAUGAUUAUCUGUCUGACUGAUGGAACUCUGGAGGAACUGCCACUAAAAGAAACUAUAAAAGAAGCUGACAAGGCUCGGAAAAUGGGAGCAACAGUAUACUGCGUGGGGGUAAAAAACUUUAAGGAAAAUCAGUUAAUGGAAAUUGCAGACAGUCCAUAUCACGUGUUUGCAGUGGACCAUGGAUUCAAAGCUCUUAAAAACAUCGUUGAUCCACUCGAAAGUAAGUCCUGUAUUGAAAUUACUUCUGUGGAGCCUUCUGAUAUCUGUGUAGGAGAUGAAUAUGAAUUGAUGAUUUCUGGAAAAGGUUUUAAUAAUGCAAAGAGUGAGGAUGACGUUAUUUGUAGAUUUAAAUUCAAAGACAAGCAAAUUGAUGAAAAAGCCAACUCUGUGAAAGAUACCAGUAUGAUAUGCCCAGGAAUAAAGAUAGAGAAUCCAGAUGAGACUUUCUCCCUUGAAAUUAGCCUGAACAAUGGUAUCAGCUUCAUCAACAAUGAUGUUAGCCUCACCAGCAAGGACUGUGCGAGUACCAGGGCAAGGGGGCCAGCUGAAGCAACAACUACCCCACCAGCUCCCUCACCAGCUGCCCAGCCGCCUCCAGAGACACCACCCAAACCGCCCGCACCCCCCGCACAAGUCAUCCCCUAUGUCAACCCUCUCUACUUCUUUGCACUCAUCCCAGCCCUGCUCCUACUGUCUCUGAUGUUCUGGUGCAUCUGGUGGCUCUGCCACAGGAGGCCUGUCAAGGAGCCACCACCAGUGCUGAAUCCAGAAAGGGAGCCAGAGGAGACAUGCCAAAUGCCAUGCCCCACAGUGAUUGUCCCUUGUGGGUGCCAAGGAGGGGGAAUGAAACGAAUGGAGGGAAAACUGGAUAGCUUGUGUGAAUUUGUUCAGCGCUGCAAUCAGAUGUCAGUAAUGUGGUGCCCAACCAGAAACAUGGGAAAAUGUGUCAAUUUUGCCCUAAUGAGGCCCCACUGUGCGCCACUGCAUUGCAGCCCUAAGGUCUGCGCUCAACCCAGCCGGGAGUGCUUUACCCUCAACAACUGCUGCUCACGGUACCAACACUCCCCAACCAUGUGCUCCAGGCCUCCCUCCAGAAUGCAGGCGUUCAUCUCUACCCCUACCCGGACAGUCAACAGAGCCACUUUGUCACUCCAGCCCCCAUAG
Rangifer tarandus platyrhynchus (Svalbard reindeer) is the source of this 1722-nucleotide messenger RNA. Lineage: Eukaryota; Metazoa; Chordata; Mammalia; Artiodactyla; Cervidae. The record is from the annotation of a GenBank genome assembly.